UGCAGGCACACGUCGGGCGGGCUCAAAUCAGUCCUGGCUCUAUCAGAAAUAGGGUAGCCACGACCAAAGGAAUAAAGCCAAGUGUUUUCCAGUGAAUGACUGGUGUGGAGUAAUUCCUGUGUGGUGGUGUCUGCUGCUACGUUUCACGGUGAGGAGUGGAAGGAGAAAACGAAAAGACAGAAGAAGAGCGGAGGAGGAGCAGAGAGAGAGAGAGAGAGAGAGAGAGAGAGGAGAGAAGCAAGAGGUGUGGGAAGAGAAAAGAAGAGAAGAGAGGAGAGACCUUUUCCCUUCCCUCCCCGCUAAAGGAGUACAAAACCGUGUGGAAGGGAGUGUGUGUGUGUGUGUCCCCCUCGCCCCCCCAGGAGCGAUGUGACAGUAGGGGGGCACCAACAGCAUCUCCAGCCGCUAGCAUGGACCUGAGACACAGCUCGCUUUGAAACCACCUCAACCAGUCACGAUGGUCCCAGUUCUGUUUCUAGUGGUGACAACGACAGCAGGCAACGGCUCCUCCCAUCACAAUGGAACAGGCGACACCAGCCUCCUCAGCGCCCCCCAUGUGCUGCCCACGGUGCUCGUGCUCUCGCUGCUGCUGCUCAUCAUCGUGCUGCUGGCCUGGUACUUCCUCAGGGUAAGACACCACAGAAAGGCGGUGGUUACAAACGUCGACAAGAAGAUACCAAAUGGCAUUUUGGAAGAACAAGAUGAAAGUAAAGAGCUUGGAUGUCCCACAGCUGAGUUAAACACAUUGUCAGAGCAACAGACGGUGGUGCUGCUCCCGCGGUCGCCCUCCGCCUCCAAGACCUACUUCCCCAUCCCUGUAGAACACCUCGAGGACGAGUACAGGCUCCGAUCAGCCGACGAUGGAAAACUAUUCAGAGAAGAGUAUAAUUCACUGCCGGGAGGUUACACCCAGGGGACAUGCGAGGAGGCAAACAAGGAAGACAACAAGGAAAAGAACAGAUACCCCAACAUCCUACCAUAUGACCAUUCCAGGGUGAUGCUGACCCCAAUGGAUGGGGAUCCCUGUUCCGACUAUGUGAACGCCUCCUACAUUGACGGUUACAAAGACAAAAACAAAUUCAUCGCAGCACAAGGCCCAAAGCAAGACACGGUUGCAGACUUCUGGAGGAUGGUCUGGGAGCAGAAGGCAGCCACGAUCGUAAUGCUCACCAACCUGAAAGAGAGGAAAGAGGACAAAUGCUACCAGUACUGGCCAGACCAAGGCUGCUGGACGUACGGGAACGUCCGUGUGGCGGUCGAGGACUUCACCGUUCUGGUCGACUACACCAUCCGCAAGUUCUGCGUGCAAUAUCAGGCGAGCGAUGGCACCAAGACGCCCCGCCUGAUAACCCAGAUGCACUUCACCAGCUGGCCUGAUUUCGGAGUGCCCUUCUCCCCCAUCGGGAUGCUCAAGUUCCUCAAGAAGGUCAAGCAGGUCAACCCCUCCUACGCCGGGCCCAUCGUGGUCCACUGCAGCGCUGGAGUGGGCCGAACAGGAACAUUCAUAGUGAUCGACGCCAUGAUUGACAUGAUGUACGCAGAGCAGAAAAUAGACGUCUUCGGCUUCGUCUCCAGGAUACGAGACCAGCGCUCUCAGCUUGUCCAAACAGACAUGCAGUACUCGUUCAUCUACCAGGCUCUGCUGGAGUACUACCUCUACGGGGACACAGAACUGGACGUGUCCUCUCUGGAGGGACACCUACACAAACUGCACAACACCCUGACCACAGGGGACCGCGUGGGGCUGGAGGAGGAGUUCAAGAAACUCACCAACAUGCGCAUCAUGAAGGAGAACAUGAGGGCUGGGAACCUGCCGGCCAACAUGAAGAAGAACAGAGUACUUCAGAUCAUUCCAUAUGAUUUCAACAGAGUCAUCCUGUCGAUGAGGAGAGGACAGGAGUAUACAGACUACAUCAACGCAUCUUUUAUUGAUGGCUACAGGCAAAAGGACUACUUCAUCGCUACGCAGGGCCCGCUACCCAGCACGGUGGAGGACUUCUGGAGGAUGGUGUGGGAGUGGAAAUGCCACUCGGUCGUCAUGCUGACAGAACUGCAGGAGAGGGAACAGGAUAAGUGCUUCCAGUAUUGGCCCCCGGAGGACUUGGUGACGUAUGGGGACUACACCGUGGAGAUUAAAGGGGACACGCUGUGUGACACCUUCAGCCUGCGGGACCUGGUACUCACAUAUGGGCAGGAGAAGCAGUCGAGGAUGGUGCGGCACUUUCACUUCCACGGCUGGCCAGAGAUCGGCAUCCCAGGAGAGGGGCGGGGCAUGAUCGACAUCAUCGCUGCGGUGCAGAAACAGCAGCAGCAGUCAGGGAACCAUCCCAUUGUAGUCCACUGCAGUGCUGGGGCUGGCCGGACAGGUACGUUCAUUGCGUUGAGCAACAUCCUGGAGCGUGUGAAGGCCGAGGGGCUGCUGGAUGUGUUCCAAACUGUGAAGAGUCUGCGCAUGCAGAGGCCUCACAUGGUGCAGACCGUGGAACAGUAUGACUACUGCUACAGAGUGGUACAGGAUUUUGUUGACAUCUUUUCAGACUAUGCCAAUUUUAAAUGAAUAAGUGAUCUGCCUUAAACUCUUGUUCUAUGUUGUUUUUGAUAUCCGGUGGUGAGGAGGUUUGUUACCUCAUCACUGAAUUAAAUUGUCUUCUAUUUUGCUAUGCACUCCUCCUCAUUGUAACUAAAAUAUCAUACCCAGCUGUAAUAUAUUGUCAUAUACUAGAGCUACUCCGCCAAUUUUGACGUUGAAUUUUACAUUAUUUAAGUUUGGUUUUCCACGUUGUUUUCUUGCUUUGGUUACUGUUUCAUUUUUGUUGUUGUUGUAAUAUAUUGUUUUUUGCUUUUCUAAUCUGCAACGUACAAAUUAAGCAUUUCAGACCAUUCCAUGUAAAAUUUGUAAAGCAGUCGUUAUUGUCAAUGUAUUUAUAUGCUGUUUUCAGCCGUCCAUCAAGAACCUUUUAAGACAAAAAAUCCUUUAUGUGAAUGUUUGCUGAUGUAUUUAUGCAAAUGUAUGUAAGGUCUUCUACUUCAUGACUCUGAUUGAUAAUGUAAGUAUGUCUCAUUGAGAAUAUGUUUUGUUAUCUGUGGCAAAAAUGCUUUUGUUACAAGGCCAAGCCCUUCCUCAGUGACUUAGGAAAUACAGGAGGUGGAGGUCUGACGCCGAGAUACUGAGAAUAAAACACAUGUACGUCUCAUGGA
Messenger RNA from Engraulis encrasicolus (European anchovy), 3198 nucleotides. RefSeq names its product protein tyrosine phosphatase receptor type Ea (gene ptprea). The transcript has 22 exons. Lineage: Eukaryota; Metazoa; Chordata; Actinopteri; Clupeiformes; Engraulidae. Gene Ontology annotation, molecular function: protein tyrosine phosphatase activity. Bases 458 to 2557 code for a protein of 699 amino acids. The record is from RefSeq and is a predicted model, not a curated record. Gene Ontology annotation, biological process: protein dephosphorylation.